Molecule: messenger RNA, 2397 nt
Organism: Rhincodon typus (whale shark)
Lineage: Eukaryota; Metazoa; Chordata; Chondrichthyes; Orectolobiformes; Rhincodontidae
Product: zinc finger protein 664-like
Exons: 2
Coding region: 566-1924 (452 amino acids)
Biological process (GO): regulation of immune system process; negative regulation of transcription by RNA polymerase II; regulation of cytokine production
Source: RefSeq, a predicted model, not a curated record
CGCCAUCUUUAUAGGGGGCAGGGCGCGUGUGUCGAUGGAUUUACAUACAGCAAACUCAAACAUCGGGAACUGUUUGUCUGCUCCGAAUUUCUAAGCUGGACUCUUAGUCAGGGAUUAUAUUGUAAGCAUUUUAAUGGGCUGUUAAAUAAGAAGGUUUUCCAGAAAGAAAAAUCCAAAGACACAUCACAUUAAGAUCUGAAAGAGUGAUAGGCUUGAGCAGGACAUGUCUAUCGUCGGUCAGUGAAUGGGGAAGUAAAUUCUGAUGAAGGGUCUCGGCCCGAAACGUCAGCCUUUCUGCUCCUAUGAUGCUGCUUAGCCUGCUGUGUUCAUCCAGCUCUGCACCUUGUUGUCUCGGAUUCUCCAGCAUCUGCAGUUCCUGUUAUCUCCUAAAUAAAUUGGUUCGUCUGUUCUCUCUGGGAGAAACGAUUUCAAAAUAUAGAUAAGGCAUGACGAUGGAGGAGUUGGAAGACAAGGACAUAGUGUGUGUGUGUAUUUGAAAGGACGGAUUGCAGUUGGGAAGCUGAAACCAACAUCACGUGGGGAUCAAUACCAUUGGAUUGUGAACAUGGACAGAAUUAGCACUGAACACAGUGAAGAGAAACUGUACACGGACUCCAUGUGCGGACGAGGAUUCAGCCGAUCAUCUGGCUUGCCAAAGCAUAAGUGCAGUCAGAAUGUGGUGAAACCAUGGAAGUGUGGAGAUUGUGCUAAGGAAUUCAAUUACCCAUCUCAGCUGGAAAGACAUCAACGCAUUCACACUGGAGAGAAGCCAUUCAACUGUUCUGAAUGUGGCAGAGGGUUCGCCGGCUCCAAUGAGUUGCAUGCACACCAACGAGUUCACACUGACAAGAAACCUUUUAAAUGUCCAGAUUGUGGGAAGUGUUAUAAAAGUUCCGGGGAAUUGAUGUCCCAUAAGCUCGUUCACACCGACGAGAGACCUUUUCGGUGUUCUCACUGUGGGGCUGGGUUCAAACACUCAUCCAACCUCACUGUACACCAGCGGGUUCACACCGGGGAGAGGCCAUUCACUUGCUCCGAGUGUGGGAAGGGGUUCACACGAUCGUCUCACCUGCGGCAACACCAGCAGGUCCAUUCUGGGGAGAAGCCUUUUAAAUGUCCAGACUGCGGUAAGGGCUGCAAAAGUACUUGGGAACUGAUGUCCCAUCGACGUGUUCACACUGAUGAGAGACCGUUCAGGUGUCCUCUCUGCGGGACUGGAUUCAGACAAUCAUCUAGCCUUACUAAGCACCAGCGAGUUCACAGUGGGGAAAGACCGUACACUUGCUCAGAGUGUGGGAAGGGAUUCGUUAAUUCCUCCAACCUGCUGAGACACAGGCGAGUUCAUACUAACGAGAAACCUUUCAAAUGUCCGGAUUGUGGCAAGUGUUGUAAAAGUUCUUGGGAAGUGAUGUCCCAUCAACGUGUGCACACAGACGAGAGACCAUUCAAGUGCUCUCACUGUGGGACUCGGUUCAAGCACUCAUCCAAUCUCACCGUGCACCAGCGGGUUCACACAGGGGAGAGGCCGUUCACCUGCUCCGAGUGUGGGAAGGAAUUCAUUCGGUCAUCUCACCUCCUGCAACACCAGCGGGUUCACAGUGGGGAGAGGCCUUUUAGAUGUCCAGACUGCAGUAAGGGCUUUAAAAGUACCUGGGAAUUGAUGAGCCAUCAACGUGUUCACACUGACGAGAGACCGUUCAGGUGCUCUCACUGUGGGACUGGCUUCAGACAAUCGUCCAGCCUGACUAAGCACCAGCAAGUUCAUAACAACGAAAGGCUGUUCACUUGCUCUGAGUGUGGGAAGAGAUUUAUUAAUUCCUCCAACCUGCUGAGACACCGACGAGUUCACACUGACGAUCAACCUUUCAAAUGUCCAGAUUGUGGGAAGUGUUGUAAAAGUUCUUUGGAAAUGAUGUCCCAUUAAUAUGUUCACACUGAUGAGAACCUUUCGGGUGCUCUCACUGUGGGGCUUGGCUCAAGCACUCAUCCAACCUCACUGUGCACCAGAGAGCUCACAAUGGGCGGAGCUCACAUUUGCCUGCUCUGAAUGUAGGAAGGGAUUUAUUCAGUCAUCUCACCUACUGCAACACCAGCAUGUUCACAAUGAGGAGAAGCUUUUCAAAUGUUCAGACUGUGGUAACGGCUUUAAAAGAACCUGGGAACUGAUAUCCCAUUGACGUGUUCACACCGAUGAGAGACCAUUCACAUGUUCUGUCUGUGGGACUAGAUUCAGACAGUCGACUAGCCUGACUAAACACCAGCGAGUUCACACCAGGGAAAGGCCAUUCACUUGCACCAAGUGUGGGAAGAAUUUCGUUAAUUCAUCCAACCUAUUGAGACACCAGCAAAGUCACAAUUAAUGGCUGGAUUUUGCAGUUAAUAAAGGAUUGAACCUUG